This is a messenger RNA of Closterium sp. NIES-65, 2382 nucleotides long. The record is from the annotation of a GenBank genome assembly. Lineage: Eukaryota; Viridiplantae; Streptophyta; Zygnematophyceae; Desmidiales; Closteriaceae.
AUGGCUACCGUCAGCGGUUUGUCAGCAGCAGCGUCAUUGUCGCCUCCCGAUUCCCUCGAUGGCACCGGCGGUUUCUCCUCCUUGCUUUCCCUCCAUCCAUCCACCACUAAUGUUACUUCCUUCCUCACCGCCGCGUCUUCCGCCGCGACUUCCGGCGCCAAUCUCUCCGAAACCGACACCGCGAUGGCCGCAACUGGCGCCGCCUCGCGCGGCAAUUCCGCCGAACUUUUCUCAUCCGUCGCAUUCUCUCCCUUUCCGACCGUCUCCUCCGCAAUUCUCGGCACGUCUGCGCCGCCGCCGCAGCCGGCGCCGCCUUCACAAUUCGUAGAUUCGUUCUGCAAGCCGCAGUUCAACGGAUCAUGGGAGUCGAUCACGAACGAGCUAGGCGCUUUCACGCCCUGCUUCAUCGACAUUGUCGUACUCGGUACAGCGUACCUCGCUAUGAUUCUUCUAGCCGUGCUGCGGCUGUACGUUCUCUACACCACCCCGCGCGCGCAGCAGCGGGCGGUUGCGCCCGGGUGGCGCGGGGAGCGGGGGAUCGUGGCGGCUGCCGCGCUGGCGCUGACGUGUGCGGUGGUUCCGCUGAUGCAGCUGAGCGCUCGCGUGUCACUGAGCUCCUUCUCCACAGAUGCGGAUCUACCGCCUUAUGAGGUCUGCUCCUUGAUCCUGGCGUUCCUCGCCUGGGCGCUCACAGCAACGGCUCUCUUCUGGGAGCGAAGGCGCAUGGCAGUGAAGGGUGCAUGGCUGCUGCGAUUUGCAGUGCUCUACGUGAUGGUGGGGCAGCUGGCGAAGUUGAGAUUCGUGCUCAUUCUGCAGCAGGACUUCCAGGCUUUCUUUGUGGAGCUCUUCUUUGGCUACACAUCAGCUCACGUCCUCCUGGGUCUGCUAGCGCUCUUCUUCUUCCCCAACCUGCUCCCGCUUGAGCGUGCCUCGUCGGGAUUCUCCUCCUCCGCCCUCGCAGCUGCAGAGGCAGCAGCGCCACUCCUGCCACCUGCAGCAGCAGCAGGAGAAGCAGCAGGGGCAGCAGGGAGUGGUGGUGGUGCGGGGUAUGUGCCUUUGGCUGCAGGGCCUGUGGGUGGGGCGGAAGGAGAAGCAGCGGAGGAGGGAGGAGACACCCAGGGGCAGGUGUGCCCUGAAGACCACACCAGCUUCAUCAACCGUCUGACGUUUGGGUGGAUGACACCUCUCAUGGCUUUGGGGUACCGGCGCCCGAUAGAGGACAGCGAUGUGUGGCGGCUGAAUGAUGGCGACCGCACUGCCACGGUGUAUGGCAGGUUUGAGCGCGAGUGGAGGGAAGAAAAGGCGCGGCCUAAGCCGUGGCUGCUGCGCGCCCUGCACUCCUGCUUUGGCCGCAGGUUCUGGUGGGGUGGGUUCUGCAAGAUUGGCAACGACGCCUCUCAGUUUGUGGGACCGCUGAUGCUCAGCCGCCUGCUGUCAGCCAUGCAAUCAGACGAGCCUGCAUGGCACGGCUACAUCUAUGCCACCAUCAUAUUUCUUGGACUGGUGGGAGGGGUCAUCUGUGAGGCGCAGUAUUUCCAGAGUGUGAUGCGCGUGGGCUUCCAGCUGCGGCAAGCCAUGGUGGCAGCAGUGUUCAGCAAGUCACUGCGGCUGAGUCACAGUGGGCGGCAGGGCUUCAGCACGGGGCGCAUCACCAACAUGAUGACCAACGACGCCGAGUCGCUGCAGAUGGUGUGUCAGCAGCUGCACGGUCUCUGGUCCGCUCCUCUCCGCAUCCUCGUGUGUGUCUUCCUGCUUUACCAGCAGCUAGGGGUGGCAUCACUCCUCGGGCUGCUCAUGCUGCUCCUCAUGAUCCCCGCGCAGGCGGUGAUAGUGAAUAGGGUACAGAAGCUGGUGAAGGCAUCACUGCAGCGCAGCGACAAGCGAGUGGCGCUCAUGAGCGAGGUGCUGGCAGCCAUGGACGUCGUCAAGUCGUACACGUGGGAGGAGAGCUUUCAGAGCAAGGUGGCACGCGUUCGAGCGGACGAGAUGGGGCAGAUCUCCAAGGCGCAAUACAUCAUGGCGAUCAAUUUCCUGCUGAUGAGUGUGGUGCCGGUGCUAGUGACGGUGGUGUCGUUCGGCUGCUACUCGCUGUUAGGCCACCAGCUCACAGCCGCCAAGGCCUUCACCUCCAUCUCCCUCUUCGCUGUGUUGCGCUUCCCCCUCUACAUGUUCCCCAACCUCAUCACCCAGUCAAUCGUCUUCGCUCCAUUUCUCCUCGUCGGGCCGCCGCACGUCGCUCUGCAGCUUCUCGUCGAGCCGCCGCCCGUCGCCCUGCAGCUUCUCGUCGGGCCGCUGCCCAUCGCCCUGCAUCUUCUCGUCGGGCUGCCGCCCGUCGCCCCGCAACGACACUUUGCAGCUGAACAGGUGCAGCUGCGCAGCUGA